CAAAUCUCUCUCUUCAGCUCCCUUUCCCUCUCCCAACAUUGGAGAAGAAGAACGUGAUUUGUAAUCAGUUCGGAGAAGAAGAUCGCGAUCUGGUGGGCGGGUGUUACCCUACAUUUAGAUCUCUUUUUUCUCAUCCCACUCUGUCUCUCAUCUCCUUCUCUCGCUCUCAUCUCUUUCGGAAAAGGGAGCCGAUACCAAAUCCGAGCUCCCUCUCGCCUCUCCCAAUCAUCCUCCGCGCUCUAUCCUUUCCUUGAACGAAUGAAAGCAUGGAAUAAAAGGUGCAAUCAAUUCCCUCCGAAAGAAAGUGACGCUGACGACGAAAAUCAUGAUGGCCUCGGCGGUGAAGGUCAAAGUGGAGAAGGGGAAAAGAGUCGUUCGACGAUCAACUCCCCUGCGAUUGCCGCAUGCAGGUUGAGGUUUUGCAGGCAAAAAGGACAGUCGCCGAUAGGGAAGGUUUACCUCCUCUGGUAUUUCCUCCUUUCUUAGCAGCAAGGUUCAGUUCAUGUCAGCCGCUAAUGUGCUUUCAAUUAGUGUUUGAGUUCUUUGUUCCCUGCUUGUGCGAUGCUUAUUUUUAGAUCUGUGAACAUGUGGUUUCAUAUGCUCUGGUGUUGAAUUGGUUCCAUGUAUGUCAUGUAGAAUAGGAGGGCCACUUACUUGAUGUUUAAUUAAUUGCAAUAUUAGUAUGAAGACUUCUCUCUUUGUUGUUUAUCUGUUGAAGCUGG
This is a messenger RNA of Linum tenue, 722 nucleotides long. The record is from the annotation of a GenBank genome assembly. NCBI's taxonomy places the organism in Eukaryota, Viridiplantae, Streptophyta, Magnoliopsida, Malpighiales, Linaceae.